This is a messenger RNA of Nothoprocta perdicaria, 2715 nucleotides long. It is a transcript of the gene BCL11A, whose product is annotated as B cell CLL/lymphoma 11A. Gene Ontology annotation, cellular component: nucleus. Bases 1 to 2412 code for a protein of 803 amino acids. The record is from RefSeq and is a predicted model, not a curated record. Gene Ontology annotation, biological process: negative regulation of dendrite development; regulation of transcription by RNA polymerase II. Gene Ontology annotation, molecular function: RNA polymerase II cis-regulatory region sequence-specific DNA binding; DNA-binding transcription factor activity. The transcript has 4 exons. NCBI's taxonomy places the organism in Eukaryota, Metazoa, Chordata, Aves, Tinamiformes, Tinamidae.
AUGUGCGCCGCCGAGCAGCCCGGCCACGGGCGAUCCGCCCUGCGGCCUGGGGAGAAGGACAUAGACUGGCUAUUUUCCGAACCUCUCGAAGCCAUUCUCACCGAUGAGGAGCCCGAGCACGGCGCGCUGGGAGCUCCGGAAGGGGACCACGACCUCCUCACCUGCGGCCAGUGUCAGAUGAACUUCCCGCUGGGGGACAUUCUGGUUUUUAUCGAGCACAAACGGAAACAAUGCAAUGGCAGUCUCUGCCUGGAGAAGGCUGUGGAUAAGCCGCCCUCGCCCUCGCCAAGCGAGCUGAAGAAAGCGUCCAACCCCGUGGAGGUGGGCAUCCAGGUUACGCCAGAGGAUGACGAUUGUUUAUCAACGUCAUCUCGAGGAAUUUGCCCUAAGCAGGAGCAUAUAGCAGGUAAAGAUGAGCCCAGCAGCUACACGUGUACAACUUGUAAACAGCCUUUCAACAGCGCCUGGUUCCUCUUGCAACACGCACAGAACACGCACGGCUUAAGGAUCUACUUAGAAAGCGAGCACGGCAGCCCCCUGACGCCACGGGUUGGUAUCCCAUCAGGACUAGGUGCAGAGUGCCCUUCCCAGCCACCUCUCCACGGGAUUCACAUUGCAGACAAUAACCCUUUUAACCUGCUCAGAAUACCCGGCUCGGUCUCGCGAGAGGCGUCGGGCCUGGGCGAAGGGCGCUUCCCACCCACGCCUCCCCUCUUUAGCCCUCCCCCAAGGCACCAUUUGGAUCCGCAUCGCAUAGAGCGCCUGGGUGCGGAAGAAAUGGCUCUGGCCACCCAUCACCCUAGUGCCUUUGACAGGGUGCUGCGACUGAACCCCAUGGCGAUGGAGCCGCCGGCUAUGGAUUUCUCCCGGCGCCUGCGGGAGCUGGCCGGCAACACGUCCAGCCCGCCCUUGUCGCCGAGCCGGCCCAGCCCUAUGCAAAGGCUGCUGCAGCCCUUCCAGCCGGGCAGCAAGCCCCCGUUCCUGGCCACGCCGCCCCUGCCUCCCCUCCAGUCCGCGCCUCCUCCCUCCCAGCCGCCCAUCAAGUCCAAGUCGUGCGAGUUCUGCGGGAAGACCUUCAAGUUUCAGAGCAACCUGGUCGUGCACCGCCGGAGCCACACGGGCGAGAAGCCCUACAAGUGCAGCCUGUGCGACCACGCGUGCACGCAGGCCAGCAAGCUGAAGCGCCACAUGAAGACCCACAUGCACAAGUCGUCCCCCAUGACGGUCAAGUCGGACGACGGGCUCUCCACGGCCAGCUCCCCCGAGCCCGGCACCAGCGACCUCGUCGGCAGCGCCAGCAGCGCCCUCAAGUCCGUCGUGGCCAAGUUCAAGAGUGAGAACGACCCCAACAUGAUCCCGGAGAACGGGGACGAGGAAGAGGAGGAGGAGGAGGAAGAGGAGGAGGAGGAAGAGGAGGAAGAGGAGGAGGACUUGAAUGAGAACGAGAGGCCGGACUACGGCUUCGGGAUGAACCUGGAGGCGGCCCGUCACCACGAGAACAACUCGCGGCCCGUGGAGGAGAGCCGCUCGAUGCCGGACGUCAUGCAAGGUAUGGUCCUGAGCUCCAUGCAGCACUUCAGCGAGGCCUUCCACCAGGUCCUCGGGGAGAAGCAUAAACGAGGGCACCUCUCCGAGCCCGAGGUACACAGAGACACUUGCGACGAAGACUCGGUGGCCGGCGAGUCCGACCGCAUUGACGAUGGGGCGGUGAACGGCCGGGGCUGCUCCCCGGGGGAGUCCGCCUCCGGAGGCCUGUCCAAAAAGCUGCUGCUGGGUAGCCCCAGCUCCCUGAGCCCCUUCUCGAAACGCAUCAAGCUCGAGAAGGAGUUUGACCUGCCCGCCGCGGCCAUGCCCAACACCGAAAACGUUUACUCCCAGUGGCUGGCCGGCUACGCUGCCUCGCGGCAGCUCAAGGACCCCUUCCUCAGCUUCGGCGACUCCAGACAAUCGCCUUUCGCCUCCUCCUCCGAGCACUCGUCGGAGAACGGCAGCUUGCGCUUCUCCACGCCGCCGGGGGAGCUGGACGGAGGGAUCUCGGGCCGCAGCGGCACGGGAAGCGGAGGGAGCACCCCCCAUAUUAGUGGCCCGGGCCCUGGAAGGCCCAGCUCAAAAGAGGGCAGACGCAGCGACACUUGUGAGUACUGUGGGAAAGUCUUCAAGAACUGUAGUAAUCUCACUGUCCACAGAAGGAGCCACACAGGCGAGAGGCCCUAUAAGUGUGAGCUCUGCAACUACGCCUGCGCCCAGAGUAGCAAACUCACCCGGCACAUGAAAACCCAUGGGCAGGUGGGAAAGGACGUUUACAAAUGUGAAAUUUGUAAGAUGCCUUUUAGCGUGUACAGUACCCUGGAGAAACACAUGAAAAAAUGGCACAGUGACCGAGUCUUGAAUAACGAUAUAAAAACUGAAUAGAGGUAUAUUAAUACGCCCCCCCUCCCCGCCCUGGCUCCCGGUAGAGGUUUUCUAGUCCCUUGUGAUUAAAGUAAUGGAAGCUAAGGAUAUUAAGAAAGUGCUUGUCACCAGCACACCUGUUUAUUUUCUUUUUGUUCUCACCGUUUGAAUGCAUGAUCUGUAUCGGGGCAAUACUAUUGCAUUUUACGCAAACUUUGAGCCUUUCUCUUGUGCAAUAAUUUACAUGUUGUGUAUGUUGUUUUUUUUAUUUUGAAUUAGACAGCAUGUAUGGUAUGUUAUGGCUAUUUUUAAAAUUGUCCCUGA